GAGCGAGUGCCUCUCUCGCCCCCUGCAGUGGCAGGCACAGGGCCCGGGUGGAUUGGCCCUGCCGAGGAGCCGUAGGCCGAGCGCAGAGGAGUCCACAGGCUGCGCCAGCAAGAUGGAGGCCGGAGUGAAGGAGUUCCUAGCCAAAGGAAAAGAAGACUUCCUGAAGAAAUGGGAGAACCCCUCCCAGGUCCGGUUUCCGUCUCACUUCAGCUGGGACCUGAAGGAUCUGCUCUGGAACCUGCUGCAGGUGGACCUCACCAAACGCUUUGGCAAUCUCAAGAAUGGGGUCAACGACAUUAAGAACCACAAAUGGUUUGCUACCACCAACUGGAUCGCCAUCUACCAGAGGAAGGUGUAUGCUCCCUUUGUACCAAAGUGCAAAGGCCCUGGCGACACGAGUAACUUCGACGACUAUGAGGAGGAGGAGAUCCGGGUCUCAACCACUGAGAAGUGCGGCAAGGAGUUUGCUGAGUUCUAGGACCAGCGGCCCCCCCAAAGAAGGGCGCGCGGGGAGCAGGUGGGGGCGGGGUUGGAUUUUGGUUUCAUAGAUAAAUUAUAUAUAUUAUAAAUACAUGAGCGCUGUCAGGAGCGGAGAGGGGGAGCCCUGUGGCUAGGCCUCCCCCCAAACCCUCCCUUUUCUACAAAGAAGCUUGAGAGUCCCAUCUAGAGGGUGAGGAUAUCAUCCGCCCCGCCCUGGGAAACACGUCUGUGUCCUCCAACAACACUUGUUUCACUGGAAAAAAACAAAACAACCCCCCACC
Molecule: messenger RNA, 761 nt
Organism: Mauremys mutica (yellowpond turtle)
Lineage: Eukaryota; Metazoa; Chordata; Testudines; Geoemydidae
Product: cAMP-dependent protein kinase catalytic subunit alpha-like
Exons: 4
Coding region: 113-478 (121 amino acids)
Biological process (GO): peptidyl-serine phosphorylation
Cellular component (GO): cAMP-dependent protein kinase complex; nucleus
Molecular function (GO): ATP binding; cAMP-dependent protein kinase activity; protein kinase A regulatory subunit binding
Source: RefSeq, a predicted model, not a curated record